GGCUUAGUCUAUUCUUUGAACUUGCUUUAACCUAUAAGCUGACUAACAUCAAACAAAAUAAGAAUACAGUUAUUUUUAGAGCGCUCUGCUUUUAAAAUUUUCAUUUUUCAUCCGUUUAUUUAUCUGCCUUAAAGGUAUGAGCUUAACUCCUUGCCUUUUCCAUAGACUUAUUUUUAUCAUGAAAUCAAAGCUGGCCAAGAACGUUAUUUUGACUGAGACCAAAAUUGAUGCCACAGUAUGUAAAACUUUUGAUUGAUUAUCCCAUAAACAGUUUCCCAAUUAGCUGAAAACCUAAAUAAAUAUCAAAGUGACAACUAAAAUUUAAUCAAAAUAGAAUCCAGAGAUCCUCAAGAUGGCCCAGUCCAACAGCAUGCCUGAUGACAAGUUUCUGUGGGAUGUAUUUCAGCGCAUUGACAAGAACAAGAGCGGCUUUAUUUCCGCCGAUGAACUGCAGGUGGCGCUUUCGAAUGGCACUUGGUCGGCCUUCAAUCCAGAAACAGUGCGACUGAUUAUUGGCAUGUUCGAUCACGAGUACCGAGGCACAGUUUCCUUUCGGGACUUUGGAGCAUUGUGGAAGUACGUGACCGAUUGGCAACAUUGUUUUCGCUCAUUUGAUACCGACAAUUCCGGCUAUAUCGAUAGGCAAGAACUGAAAAGUGCGCUCAGCACAUUUGGAUAUCGCCUAACAGAUCGUCUAAUUGAAAUCCUAUUACACAAAUUCGAUCGAUUCGGCCGGGGAAAUAUUCUAUUUGACGACUUCAUACAAUGUUGCAUUGUGCUGCACACGCUGACAACUUUGUUCAAGUCACACGAUACUGAUAUGAAGGGUGUCAUUACCAUAAACUAUGAACAGUUCCUCCGAAUGGUAUUGGCACUUAAAAUAUGACAGGGGUAUUUGUGCUCAAUUGAGGAAUUAAAGGGGUUUAUCAAAGCUGACUGGUAGAAAUAUAAAAUGGCCUACUUUUGGGCAGGUCUUUAUCGGAGUCUUAAAUGAGAGAUGCUCAGGUACAGACUUGAAUAAAUUUGAGAACCCCUAAACUUCCAAAUUUCUUUCAAUUGGCAGGCCAUUAUGAAGGAAGCAAGGCAAGUCGAAACCCAUGUCAAAAUUUAAUAUUUGCAUUAAUUUGAGUGGCUAAUAAUAAUAAAUAAUAAAUAAAUAUAAUAUGCUGAUUGCGAUCGUAAGCUAAGCAAA
Molecule: messenger RNA, 1192 nt
Organism: Drosophila mojavensis
Lineage: Eukaryota; Metazoa; Arthropoda; Insecta; Diptera; Drosophilidae
Product: programmed cell death protein 6
Exons: 2
Coding region: 353-886 (177 amino acids)
Molecular function (GO): calcium ion binding
Source: RefSeq, a predicted model, not a curated record